Molecule: messenger RNA, 1581 nt
Organism: Sinocyclocheilus grahami
Lineage: Eukaryota; Metazoa; Chordata; Actinopteri; Cypriniformes; Cyprinidae
Gene: pdzd7b
Product: PDZ domain containing 7b
Exons: 10
Biological process (GO): sensory perception of sound; auditory receptor cell stereocilium organization
Cellular component (GO): cilium; stereocilia ankle link complex; plasma membrane
Molecular function (GO): protein binding
Source: RefSeq, a predicted model, not a curated record
GCGCUGAGCGUGUGUCUGUCUGCAGGUGAGAGCGUGAGGCUGACGGUCAUCAGGGGGGAUGAUGGUCAGCUGGGCUUCAGUGUGCGAGGAGGAUCUGAACACGGACUCGGCGUCUUCAUCAGCAGAGUGCAGAAAAACAGCGCCGCAGGCAGGCUGGAUCCCGGGGGUCUGGCAGAACAGGGCGGAGUUAAGAUGGGGGAUCAGAUCCUGUCGGCCAAUGGCGUGAGCUUUGAGAACAUCAACCAUUACAGAGCAGUGGAAGUGCUGAAGAGUCAGCCUCAUAUCAUCCUGACUAUUAAAGAAGCAGGCAGAUAUCCAGCCUACAAAGAAAUGGUGACAGAACUCAGCUGGGUGAAUAAAACGGGCAGCGGAACCGUCUAUUCAUCCUCACAAGGGUCGGAGUCUCGCUCAUCCACCUCCUCUCUGUCCUCCGGGACACCCCUCGGCUCUGUGAGCAGACUCUCUCAAGCGACUCUGCCCUUAGGAGCCAAAAUGUCCGACGUCUGCGGCUCCACUGAGGCCCAGUUUCGUCCAGAUUCCACUGAUAGUGACAGUCGGUCAGAGCAGCUGCGGACGGUGAGCCGAGGACCCACAGAACUGCUGCAGGACUCUGUGAUCCGGAGCGAAGGAGAGUUAGGAGAGAGAAGAAGGGAAGGCAGGAAAACAUCUCUGCUCAUGGCUCUCAGCCGACCGAGUCCUCCGAUACGCCGAACUCAAAGUCAUGUGACUGUGUCAGAAGAGGAAAAGAAACAGAAGAGGAAGCAGACAGAAAGAGGAGAAGAGGGAAGCAGUCCGCUGCAGCGCUCCAAAACGUUCUUCAGUCUGUUUCGAAAGCGAGAUUCCUCAAGAUCACGCUCAGAGAGCAGUCUGGGCAGGUAUGAUGCUGGUUUAUCUGAGCGGGAUGCUUUAAAACAGGUGCGAGCAAUGGCCGUCAGAUUGCUGGAGGAUGAAGAUGUGGUGAUGCUCAUGGAAAUCUGUGAGCGGUAUUUAGCAGAGCGAGGGCUGCCGACGCUCGUGCAUCCGCUACUGGCCGUCCUAAACACGCCAGAGAAGCUCCUUCUGCUCCGAGAGAUCAGUGUACAAUUACUUUCAAAAGAUCUGCACGGUGGAUUUGAGCUUCACGCCGCAGAGGAUCUUGAGAGACAGAAUCAGCUUCUGGAAGAUCUGGAGCAGCUGCGUCUGUCCUGCGGUCAAGACCAGAACGAGUCCAGAGCCUUCAGCCCGUUACUGGACGUUCCUUACGGUCAUUCAGACUCAUUAACCUCCUCCAGGACGUCUGUGCUGCUUCCCAACUGGCUGCUGACGGAGAACACGCGUCCAGACUCCGGCCAAACGCUGGAAGAUGCUCUCAGCCGCAGGAACGGGCAUUCAGAGAGGAGAGCAGAUGUGCUGUUCACUGUAGUGGACGCGCCUCGACACAAGAGGCCGCUGCUCUCACAGGUCUUCGCUUCCCUGAAGAAGUCCCAUAGUUCAACCGUGUCACCGGCGGUGGAGUCUGUAUGUGAGAAACACACCCGUGAAGAGUUUGAGCUCACCACCGUCCACAUCAGCAAGACCAAGCAGUCUCUGGAUGUUUCCUAA